ACUUAUUUCCAUGUGGACCCAAAAUGUGAUGUCCGUAUGUGAUCAACAUUCAGCAACUUGCAGCCUACCCCUCCAAACACCACUGUUCCCACCCCCUCAUCACUGUGGGAUGCACAGUGGAUAUCUAUUGGGAUGGAACUGCUGAACCACGCGUCUUUUAAGUUGUAGGAACUUUUACUGGAUCCUGUUUGUGCGCAUUCAAGCUAUGGGUUUCCUAGAACUUAUUUGUCUACUGCUUUGUGCGGCUUUCUAUCCAGCAAGCAGCGAUUUGCACAAAUGGACCAAGCAGAACCUUCCAAUGCUAAUGGAUCGACACACUGAACUUCAAACAAAAACUUUGUUCAGAACCCCAAAGCAGGAUGCAGAUGGAAACGCUGUGGAGACACUAUGCGGGAUAGAAUGUCAAAGACGCCUACCGGACUUAACUACGAACGAACAAGAGAGGAUUCUAGGCUACGAAACCAUGUACGAGAAUGGCACGUGUACACGCACUGAUGUCAUACUGCAGGGUUUCAACCCUAUGAGACCACCUGAGAACGUUCCAGCUCGCCGGAAGCGGCAGGUUUAUGGACCCGAUGGACGUUUUGUCAUUGCAGACUCACAGUUCAUCACCAACUACCCCUUCUCCACCUCUGUGCGCUUGUCCACCGGCUGUUCAGGGGUCCUAGUCUCCCCAAAGCAUGUGCUGACGGCGGCUCACUGCAUCCAUGAUGGCAGCUUUUACCUGGAUGGUGCUCGAAAGCUAAAAGUAGGAGUGCUACAACUCAGAAAUAUAAGUGGGGGUAGGAGAAGAAGGAGGCGACCGAGGACUGCUAUGAAAGGAAACAGGAAUAAAAUGGAGAAUGAAGAAAAGCAGCGUAGCAUUGAUGGAGAUUUAGUCAGAGGGCAACAAGGCGGCGUGGUAAAAAGGGGGCAAAGGAGGACAAGAGUCAGUCGCCUAAAGAGGAAGCCUGUCUUUCGCUGGACACGAAUCAAGCAAACGCACAUCCCUCAAGGUUGGAUGCACUCCAAGAACUCCACUGCUUCCUUGGCUGCCGACUACAACUACGCUCUCCUGGAGCUCAAACGACCUGUCAAACAGAAGUACAUGGAGAUCGGUGUGGCGCCCCCCACCCUCCUCCCAUCCCGGAUCCACUUUUCAGGCUACGACGAUGACAAAAAUCUGCUGGCCAGCCUUGGGGGUGAGAAGGUGGUCUACCGCUUUUGCUCGGUGGCCAAGGAGUCAGACGAUUUGAUGUACCAGCAUUGUGACGCUCGGCAGGGUGCCACGGGAGCCGGUGUUUACAUUCGCUUGAGACAAGACGGUGGAAAAGGGAAGUGGCAGCGGAAGGUGAUUGGGGUGUUCUCUGGCCAUCAGUGGGUGAAGGUGGAUGACGGCGAGCAGAGGGACUUUAAUGUGGCAGUGAGGAUAACUCCUGUAAAAUACGCCCAGAUCUGCCACUGGAUCCAUGGAGACCUGAGUCACUGCAAGGCCGUUUGAAUGACAGUUUUAAAGGACUUCUUGUGAAACCAAUUUUGUCUAUUUUUUUUCACACAAAUUAUAGACUACUCUGGCUGCUUUUAACUUUUGUUCUCUUUCUCCAGCCCUGGUCAGUUUGUCAGACCUCUAUGGUAAAGCAUCGUAAGUUUAAGUGUACUUGCAGAAACAAAAGACCAAUUGUCACUUUUGAAUAGUCAUACAGUACGAUGAUUGGUCAGGAUUUUGGUCUCCUCCAAAAAUGAUAUUGGACAAAUGUAGCCAAAUUACAAGCAGAUUUCCGUAUCUCCUAUUUUUCGCUUUUAGGUUUAACAGUACACUGUACGGAAAUAAUGUGUAUGGAGUUCCGUUGUUGUGCACCACUGAAUUUACACCUGUCUAUUUCUUUAUUUUGUUGCACAGCUCAAAGCCCCAUGUCUCCAAGCGGGUUCAGGGGGGUAAACUAGAGUUGAAUUCAAACGCACCAAAGCGUACCCGUGUAAAAGCAUUCUUAAAACUAUUGCAAAUAUUGGUCAUUGGUCUUAGACCUUUCACUGUGUUUUACCAAUGUUCCCAUAAUGUGUUAAAACUUUGGUCAAACUCUGGUCAUGCUCUAUUAAAACUAUGCUGAAUGGGUCAACAUAGUGUUUAGUAUUCAACACGUUCCGGGUCAUAGGAGUUAACCGAUGGCAAUGUUUCAUCAACCAACGGAAAAGACUGUAUGCAGAUAAGUGAGGAGCCGUGAGGGUAGUUGGUGUCAGUGUAUUUGUAUUUUAUUGCAUCUCAUAUGAGAGACUCACAUGCAAAUUGAACAGGGAGGGAGGAAGGAAGGAAGUGGGGUGGCCAAUCUCAGAAAAACUACACAGCUGUCACAGAAAAUACUGAGCAAACAUUUAUCCACAUUCUGUUUGUAUGUAAAUGUCAUUGUCGUCUUUAUUUUCCUUUUCAACACGUUAAAUGCCACAAUGAGAUUAAGAUGCAGUCACUUUUUUGGGAAAUAAACAACACAGAAGAACAUCCAGCAUAUGUAUACAUGAGGGCUUUACAGUGAGUCUUCCCAGUCAACAAAUGUACCGCACGGCGUCCAAUUGCAUGCAUCGAUGCAAGCAUGUCUCAAAAAACCUUUUGGAGACCAAAAAUGAAGGAAGGCCGGACCUGUCUCCAUGCAUCCACACCAGCAGAGGGCGCCACACAAUAAUGUUUUUAUUCAAUACUGUACUGACUGUACCAGACUGAUAGUUUUUUUAUUUUCAAAAGUCAUGCUUCUCCCUCAAUAUGUAACUAAAAUAUAUGGUAUUUUUUCAUCAUCAAAAUAAAUAAAAUAUGUAGACUGUCUUAAACAUAGUCUCGAAUGCAUAUGUUAAUUUGAGUUCUAAGAAAAAGAAAGAACACAGUAGAUAAAGUCGUAUUUGCAUGUAUUUUUGUUACCAAUUAGGAGCAUGGAGGGCUUAGCGGACAUACUGGAGGUACAACCAUGACACAAACAUCGCUCAGUGUUAGUUGGGUCAACGAGGAUAGCUCAGUAUUAGUUGGGACAAGAAAGUUAGACGAUAAAAGAGUAGGGGGUAUUGUUGGCCAGUGAAGGUACACACAUCGAAACACAGUCCACAUUUAAUUAACAACACAGUCCUUGUCCCCCAAAUGCACAAAAAAUCCAGUCCAAGUCAGCUUGUAUGCAGAAGUCCAGAAGGAAUCUAAAUACACAUUUUUUCCCUCCCCCUCAUAGUAUAUAUUAAGUAAAGAUUAACACUGAUUUACACACACACCCACACACACAAGUUUUUUCUGUAUCUAUGGUUCACAUUCACAGUUGUGCUACAACAGUACAUCAUGAUGGGCGGGGGAGUUUUUGAGGGGUUGCAGCCUCUAGAGGUGGGCGAGGAUCGUUGGGCUGAUGGUUAAUGUGGGGGGCAGUGGGGAAGUGCAGACAUCCACAGAGCUCCAGACACAACAAUCCAACCUACAGCAGCAGCAAGACAUUGGCGUUAGUAAACAUAGCCCUAAAAAGUAUUUCUGCUGUCUUUUUGGGUGUAAAGCAGAGUGCUAUUAUUUUUCUGACAAAUACUACAUAGUGGCCCUGUUUGAUUCCUAUAGGUGGGGCUUACUUUUAAUUUCUCACACAGCUUACAAAACACACACAACUUUAUGGUUUUUGGCCAAAUUGCCAUGAAAUUUAGUACAUGUCUUCUGGGGGACAAAUUUAAGCAAGAUUGUAGUGUGUGAAUGUGAGUGUGAAUGGUUGUUUAUCUGCGAUGGUGUGGCUGCCAUCAAGCUGGGCCCUACCAACUUAUUGUCCAUAAGUCAUUGACCAGUUGUCUUAUGAAAAUGUCCCUUUGAGGAUAUCUGUAUUACAUGUAUCCUUGCAUGUCUACAAAUAUUUUGACAACAACACAUACGGGAAUAUAGGAGAAACUGUAAUUUUCAUGGGAAAAAAAUAACAAGUAAGUCAGUACUGUACUUGAACUUAAAAGGGCAGUGUUUACCUUUAAAGGUUUUUGUCGGCCCGUCAUAAAGCCCUUGAUAUAGGGGACAAAUUUGAGCAAGAUUGUUUGAAAAACAUGGCCUCCAUCAAGCAAAAUGUCUUAUGAUUAUGACAUUUUGAGGAUAUCUGUAGAACAUGUAUCUCCAAAUAUUUUUGAUCGCAACACAUAGGGGGCGCCACUAAUGACACUCUUUCGGGUCUAAAAAGCAUAUGUAGGUCAAAACAGUACUUGGUCUUGUAAGUGCCAUGUUUACCUUGAAGGUCUUUGUCGGGCCUACAUGAAGUCCUUGAUGUUGAGGUCAUCCAGAGCGUUCCUGGGUGGAGGAGGCUUUCUGGGGCUCUGGGCUAUUCCAGGAGACAUCUGAACACAUGCAUGGAAAAUUGUCAACUGACGCGCACUGACUGACACGUAAUCAAAUCCAUUAAUUGGUUACCGGGCUGCCCGGGGUGGCACCGGUGGAAGGGAAGCCCGGCCUAACCAUACUAGGCAUCAUGGGAGCGCCGACACCCGGUGCCCCAGGCUUUCACAGAGACAGACACAAAGAAAAUGAGACACUAAGAAACAAGCUAUGACUUUUAAAGGAAGGAACACCUAACAAGGGGAAGUCCUUUGCUUUCCGGUAAUGUCCGCAUUGUUAUGAGGGACAUUACUGGACAGGACUAUAUGUGGUCUUACCAUGCCGUAGCCUGGGUGGCUCCCCAUAAAUAGAGGAACACCCAUGGGUGCUGGCUAAAGGUGUAGAGGGGAGGGAGAGGAGGCGGAGUUGGGGUCACUAACAUAUAAGACAAACAAUGCAAGACAAUGCAUGGCAAAGACAAGCACACACGUAGACACAGACACACUAACGCAGGGAUGUCCAAAGUGCGACCUGGGGGCCAUUGGCGGCCCGCAGGUCAUUUUUUAAUGGCCCCACGGCCAAUUUUAAAAUACGAUUAAAAAAAUUUAAAACAUCAAAAGUGGUAUGAAAGACCAAACAGGUGAAAUGUAACAAGAAAAUGUUGCAAUGUUUACUCUAAUAACACAAAGCUGCCAUGCAGGCUGUUUCUUUCUUUAAAAAAUAAUAACGAAUCAAAAUCAAUGUUAUUAUGAAUUAUUUACCUAUCCAAGGUUCCAAUUACAUCACAUUAAAUAUUGCACUUUGAGAUAUUUUUUUGGGAAAAUGUUGCAUAUUUUGUGUUUGCCAUAUAAAAAAUUGAGCUUUUUUUUUUUUUUUUAAAGAAGGGCCUAAAACGAACAAACAAAAAACAUAAACAACAAUACAACGUAUAAUUGACGGAUAGAUCUGAAGUUGAUCUCGAGAUUAUUGUGUUAAAAGUAAACAGUAAAAAAAAUGUAUAAUUUAUUUUUUAACACUUUAAUGAGUAGGACCCUUUUGGUUCCCCAAUAAUUUUUGCGUGAUUUGUUUUUAAGUGUCAUUGCUCAAAAAAUAAUAAUGAAUUAAAAUCAAUAGUGUUAUGAGUUAUUGACCUUUUCAAGGCUCCAAUUAUUAUAUAAUCUGAAAUAUUCCUCUUAAAAAUUUUAUUGGGUGAAAAUAUUGCAUAUUUUGUGUUUUUUCCAUAAAAAAACAGGGUUUUCUUUGACAAAAAGAGCAUACGACUUAAAUCUUUAAAAACGUUAUAUUGACAGAUUGACCUAAUGUUGAUCUAGAGAUAAUAAUACUGAAUAGUGACACAUUUUAAAUAUUUUUUGGACCAAAACCCUUUGGGGUCCCCGGGAUCAAGCC
Messenger RNA from Entelurus aequoreus (snake pipefish), 5662 nucleotides. RefSeq names its product inactive serine protease 35-like. Gene Ontology annotation, molecular function: serine-type endopeptidase activity. The transcript has 2 exons. The record is from RefSeq and is a predicted model, not a curated record. Bases 206 to 1480 code for a protein of 424 amino acids. NCBI's taxonomy places the organism in Eukaryota, Metazoa, Chordata, Actinopteri, Syngnathiformes, Syngnathidae. Gene Ontology annotation, biological process: proteolysis.